AUGUCAAGGUAUCCUGAGGUCGAUGAAGCACAGCGGGGACGCUACAAUGAUGGCUACAACGCCCACCCGUCUCAGACACCCAAUCCUUAUGAACAACAACCAUAUGACCCGUACGACCAACAACACUUUGAUACCCAAUAUGAACACCAGCCGUACGAUCCGAACCAGCAAUAUCACCUCCCGGACCCAUUCCUUACCCCGCAAGUACAAUCAAACCCAUUUCCUCCAUCACCAUCGCAAGAUUUUCCUGUCGACAACUCGCAGCCCAUUACACGUCCGCAGUCGCAGUUCGGUCUGGAUUAUGAGAUGGUAGACCGUGAGGAUUUGGGUGAUAUGCCACUGUUGCAACGAAACGGUCCCUAUGCAUCAGGACCCAUGCCUGGAGGCUAUCAGGAGGCUAUUGAUGAUCGCUCGGAGACUAACAUUCGCUACGGACGCAUACCACAACGCGUACCUCGGCGGUACAAGACCAUCAAGAAGGUUGAACUUUUUCACGGUAACUUUGUCCUCGACUCCGCAGUACCAACAAAACUGCUGGAUAUGUGCGCUUUGCGUAACGAACGCGAGUUUACCCACAUGCGGUACUCCGCCGCCACCUGCGAUCCAAAUGACUUCAAGGACUCUGGAUUCACCCUCCGCCAAGUGCACUACGAUCCUCCCCGGAGAACUGAGCUUUUCAUUGUCAUGACAAUGUACAACGAAGACGAGGAGCUAUUCUGUCGUUCAAUGCAUGGUGUCAUCAAGAAUAUCGCUCAUUUGUGCAAACGAGAUCGGAGUAAAACGUGGGGGAAAGACGGCUGGAAAAAGGUUGUAGUCUGUAUUGUUAGUGAUGGGCGACAGAAGAUCAAUUCUCGGACGCUGAGUGUCAUUGCUACCAUGGGAGCAUACCAAGACGGCAUUGCAAAGAACAUCGUCAAUGGAAAACCUGUUGCAGCACACAUAUACGAGUAUACUACGCAAAUAUCCGUAUCCCCUUCAAUGAAAAUUGAAGGCGCCGAGAAGGGUGUCGUCCCCGUACAGAUCAUCUUCUGCCUGAAGGAGAAGAACCAAAAGAAGAUCAACUCCCAUCGCUGGUUCUUCAAUGCCUUCGGUCCAAUACUGCAGCCCAACGUGUGCGUUUUGCUUGACGUCGGUACUAUGCCCGGUCCCACCUCAAUAUACCACCUUUGGAAAGCCUUCGACAUCAAUUCGAACGUCGGUGGCGCAUGCGGCGAAAUCGUCGCUCUGAAGGGCAAGUACGGGCAGUUCCUAAUCAACCCACUAGUAGCGGCACAGAAUUUCGAAUAUAAGAUGUCGAAUAUCCUGGAUAAGCCACUAGAGAGUGUGUUCGGGUACAUCACUGUGCUGCCUGGUGCCUUUAGCGCAUACAGGUACAUUGCCCUACAGAACGACCAAAUGGGGGAGGGACCACUGCAGAAGUACUUUUUAGGUGAAAAGAUGCAUGGUGCAGGUGCAGAUAUCUUCACUGCAAACAUGUAUCUUGCCGAGGAUCGGAUAUUAUGUUGGGAGCUGGUCUCCAAACGUGGGGGAUCGUGGAUUCUGCACUAUGUCAAGUCUGCCUACGCCGUGACUGAUGUUCCGGACCAGGUUCCCGAGUUAAUUUCACAAAGACGUCGCUGGCUUAACGGCUCUUUCUUUGCCGCCAUACACUCUACCGUUCAUUUCCACUACCUCUAUCGUUCCUCACAUUCAUUCAUGCGCAAGUUCUGGAUUCACAUAGAGAUGGUCUAUCAACUGUACAACCUCGUUUUUUCCUGGUUUGCCCUAGGCAACUACUACAUCGCCUUCAUCAUCCUCUCCCAAGCGCUCGAAUCCUACGUCCCUCAAAUCCACAUCCUUAACCUUAUACUCAACUACUUCUAUCUCGGGCUGCUCAUCAUGUGCUUCCUUCUCUCGCUCGGCAACCGGCCGCAAGGCGCAAAAUGGGGGUACACCCUCGCCUUCAUCGGGUUUGGCGUCGUCACGAUUUAUAUGACAGUCUCAGCGUUCUUGCUUGCAUACAAAGGCAUCGAGAGCGUCGCACAAAGCGAAGGACGGGCGAUCCAGGCGAGCGACUUGUUCUCGAAUUCGAUCUUUAGAGAUGUUGUGCUCUCGAUAGCGGCCACCCUGGGGCUGUAUAUCGUCUCCUCGCUGAUCUUCUUUGAGCCGUGGCAUAUGAUUACUUCCUUCGUCCAAUAUCUGCUCAUGGCGCCGUCUUAUAUUGCUGUCUUGAACGUCUACGCAUUUGCGAACGUGCAUGAUGUUUCAUGGGGUACGAAGGGCGAUAACAAAGUCUCUACUGAUCUCGGUGUCGUCAGCGCGGGCAAGGGCGACAAUAAGAAUGAAGUCGAGGUAGCAGUACCUACGGCUGAGACAGACAUCAACGCAGCAUAUGAGGAUGCUAUAGUCGUUUUGUCCUCGAAACCACCCAAGGCGGAGUCUAAGCCCGAUCCGGCGACGCAGCAAGAAGACUAUUAUAAGACAUUCAGGACGAAUGUAUUGUUGGUGUGGACUUUGAGUAAUAUCAUAGAUGUUGCCACCAGCGCUUACCCUUUUUAUCGCAGAACGGCGACGAGUGGGACCGGAAGUGCAGCUGUGAACGGGUACAUGGCGUUCAUCCUGUUCUCGGUGGCCGGACUUGCGUUCAUUCGUUUCCUCGGGUCGACGACAUACAUGCUCGUGCGCUUGUUUGCAGGGGAGUGAUUCAGAUGCAUAUCUCGAAGCUCGGAUAUGAUACGGACUUGUAUGAAGAUGGUAAUAUGUCGUUGAUAUUGUUAUGCUUUGUGUUCCUGCCUCGUGUUGAUUUGUUGUAGUACUCUCCCUUUGAACUUUUUUUGAGUACCUGAUACCGUCGCUUCGUGAUCGUUCUUCGGUGCAUUUGUCUGUUAUCUGGGCAGAAGUACCAACAUGAUCUUUAGUCGGACUAUUUAUUAGGGGUUAUUUGAUAUGAGCUUGUCAGCUUCGUUGCCCCACUGGGCCCCCACUAGAAGGAAGA
Molecule: messenger RNA, 2974 nt
Organism: Suillus paluster
Lineage: Eukaryota; Fungi; Basidiomycota; Agaricomycetes; Boletales; Suillaceae
Product: glycosyltransferase family 2 protein
Exons: 13
Coding region: 1-2682 (893 amino acids)
Cellular component (GO): cell periphery; cell septum
Molecular function (GO): chitin synthase activity
Source: RefSeq, a predicted model, not a curated record